GAAUUGCGAUUAAGCCGGCGUCUGGUACCAACCUGGGCGACGCCGAACCCAGGCGAUCAAACACACACACACCCACACACAUCAGCACCUCCGAUGAAACUCAGGCUAAACGCACCGCCAGUACACCUGGGAUAUACCCCUCGACCUCUGAUGCGCACGAGGCCUAUAGGGAGAACACAGCACCGCAGAAAGGCCGUACACAGCAACAGGACAAUGGAGACGGACCUUUGUCGCAGAAAGAUAGGGGAGACGACGGGCAACUAGAUGGAGUGCCCCGGACACGUGCAAGUUCACACCAAACAGUUUAUGUUGAGGGUGCGGCUGUGGUGACUAGAGGGCAAGGGAGUCACUCGGCAAAUGCGCUGUCUAUGGAGGUGGAUAGGGAUCGUGGCGAUACGCCUAGGUGA
Sphaeroforma arctica JP610 is the source of this 407-nucleotide messenger RNA. RefSeq lists its product as hypothetical. The annotation marks the transcript as partial. The record is from RefSeq and is a predicted model, not a curated record. The transcript has a single exon. Lineage: Eukaryota; Ichthyosporea; Ichthyophonida.